Molecule: messenger RNA, 3781 nt
Organism: Rosa chinensis
Lineage: Eukaryota; Viridiplantae; Streptophyta; Magnoliopsida; Rosales; Rosaceae
Exons: 5
Coding region: 2304-3653 (449 amino acids)
Biological process (GO): chaperone-mediated protein complex assembly; protein folding
Cellular component (GO): nucleus; cytosol
Molecular function (GO): zinc ion binding; protein-folding chaperone binding; Hsp90 protein binding
Source: RefSeq, a predicted model, not a curated record
AGAUUGUCGGAUCCCAUAAAGUAACUCUCUGGCUCUUCUUUGAAAAAGCUUAUAAUUGCUUCCGUUUUGUUUGGUGACGAUGGUCCAGAGCCAGACGCAGUGCAAUCACCACCUGGCUUUCCUUUCCUGUGAUCUGACUGGCGUUACCAACCCUUACACUCCCUGCAAAAGGUUCAUCUUCCUCUUCAAUAUUGCCAUGCCAUGAAUUAUUUUCAAUGAAUCAUCAUCCUAUUCUUUGCUAAUGCUUGAGAUUGAAUGAUUGUUUCUCACUUUUAUUUUAUUUUUCUUCUAAAUACAUGAAUGAAAUUGCCCAACUAUUACCAUUCCUAUGAGAUUUUCGCUAUCCAUAUUCAUGAAAAUGUAGAUUCCUUCUGGGAAGUAUUUAUGUUUGCAUAAAGCAACUAGCUAAGUCAACUCAGCCAAAAUAGUGCAUUUAGCUUCUUCAAAUCCUUAGCUUUAGGUGCAUUUAGCUUUACACAUCUUACCUGUACAUUCCCAGAGCCAUCAAUUGGAAAACAAUCACACUGAGAGAUGGAAUUCAGAGUUUUUCUCAUUGAACAAAAUCUUCAAAUUAAGUGUUAAAGUGAAAAGCUCUGCGAGGAUUCUCUACUUAUAUAUAAUCAAAGUAUGAACACCUGAGUUUGACUCAUAUGUCGUGUUCCUAAUUUGUACAAGGGUUUUCAUAUAGUGUAGAUGUUAGCAUCCAAAAGAGAUUUGAUUUUGUUUGAACGGUCUUCUGUGGUACUAGUGUGAAUGGACAUUUUAUUCAGCAUUAUCAGGAGACAAAGCAUUGCCUUUGUGUCAACUGCAGGUAACCAUUACAAUAUUUUCUACAAACUGCAGGCCCAAGUCUUUUCUUUUCCUGCAGUGAUUUAUUAUAAUUAUGUCUUCUGGUUUUGCUCACCUUUUGAAACAGUACAAAAUCAAUUUACUGUUGCUCCUGCCAUAAAUUUCUAGAUGCGGAAGUGAUCCAAAAAUUGUGGGCCAAGGUGAGCUCUUCCCUUCAUUUUCGGUUUUAGGUAUUGGAUGCUGCCAACGGGAGUGGCGAUGCCAUACUUAAAAAGGAAGAGACUCAUGUCCACUUUCCAUUCACUCACACAUUUUUUCAUUUUUAGAGUCGAUCAUCUUCAUCCAAGCUAGAGUGCAUUGAUGCAAUGAUUGUUGAUGUUAUUGAUCUCUUAUCUAAGCCAUUUCCUAGCAUCAAUGUUCAUCCACAGUUGGCUCAGUCGUUUAUAGGCCAGGAUGAGCUUGCAUUGGCUAAGGAGGGACUCCGGAAGAUAUUUGAUUGUGGGUUAAAGGCUCUAGCUGAUCCCAAAGUGCAAGAGAGUUUCUCCUUUACUCAGCCACACUGCUAUCAGCUGAGUCAUGCCCCUCAGAAUUGAAGGUUAACCUUUCAUCACUCAGGUGCAAUCUUUCCAAGGAAACGGCUGCUUUCGUCAAAGCUCCAGAUGAGUUGAAGGUGGCCUCCGACUUAUCAGCCUCAAUCACUUAGAAGAUGUUUGUGGUGCGGGCGUGCGGCAACAAAAUUCAAAGUAUGAUGAGGUGAAGAAAGAAAUUCUCGCCUCGGACGAGAAAGUUGCCAUGAUCAAAGAGUUGGAAGCACAAAUAAAAAGGUUGGAAGCUUAUUUAGCCACAGAAGAGAGCAACAGGGCAAAGAUUGAUGAGGCUAUCGAUUCCAUCGAGAAACAAGUCACCACCACGAGAGAUGGAUUGGUCUCGGACUUGGCACAAGUGUCUUCCAUGGAAGGAUCGACCCAAGCAGCUAACGAGUUAGUAGCUCAAAAACAGUCGGACUGGGAUAACCUAAAGCUUAAUUUUACUAAGUUUGCAUGAUGCACUUGGCCUAAUUAAGCUGUUGUUUGUAUUUUGGUGGGAUAACCACAAGUGUCUACAUGAAUUCCAUUUAGUAAUCACCUUGUUUGGGUUUAGUGGAACUCCAUUUAUUAGUGCACGUUCCAACUUCCAUCUCUUUCAAAUUUCAAUGCAUCGGAAAAAAAAAAGCCUUCAGAAUCUAAGUGGUCACCUCACAAUAACGAAAGCAGCUUUCAAUAUAGUCUGUCAAAGCGCGUCAAACAGAUGGUUGUGCUUCUGAGUUCUGAUUAUUGACAAGCAUGAAUAUAAGAAGACACAGCUUGCAAACAAAGGUAUACUUUGCAUGCAAACAAAGGUAUACUUUCCUUGCAAACAAAUUUAUACUUUGUAACUUUGUUCACCAUCAGACAAAGUUCAAGUGUGAUUCUAUAAUUUGGCCACUUUGAUUUCCUUCAAACCUCCAGAACAGCAAGGUAAACUGCAACUUGGCCAUGAGCCAGAAGCAGUGCGAUCAUCACUCGGCUUUUUUGUGCUGUGAUCUCACUGGCGUUCCCAGCCAUGACAUUCAUUGCAAAAGAUGUCAGCGUCCCAAGGAGAAUUGGUUUUGUUUGUCCUGUAAGGACGUCUUCUGUAGUGUUAACCGACAUGUUUCUGAGCAUUAUAAUCAGACAAAGCAUUGUCUUUUUGUAUACUGCAGUAAUAAAUCAACUUGGUGUUGCUCCUGCAAAAAAUAUCUAGAUGCGGAAGUCAUCAAACAAUUGUGGGCCAAUAAGCAGAGUCGAUCAUCUUCAGCCAAGCUCGAGAGCAUUGAUGCAAAGGUUGUUGAUGUUACUGAUCUCUUGUCCAAGCCAUUUCCUACCAUCAAUGUUCAUCCACAGUUGGAUGUUCCGUUGUCUGUUGGCCAGGACGAGCUUGCCUUGGCUAAGGAGGGACUCCGGAAUGUCUUUGAUCGCGGUUUAAAAGCUCUAGCUGAUUCCAAGGUGCAAGAAGAAUUUCUCCUUUACUCAGCCACGCUGCUAUCAGCCGAGUCAUGCCCAUCAGAGUUGAAGGUUAACCUUUCAUCAUUCAGAUGUAAUCUUUCGGAAGAAACCUCUGCUUUCAUUAAAGCUCAAGAUGAGUUGAAGGUGGCCUCAGAGUUAUCAGCCUCGAUUACCCAGAAGUUGUUUGUGGUGAGGCAACAAACUUCGAAGUAUGAUGAGGUAAAGAAAGAAAUGAUUGCCUCGGACGAGAAAGUUGCCAAGUAUAAGUCCACGAUCAAAGAGUUGGAAGCUUGUUUAGCCACAGAAGUAAGCAACAGGAAAAAGAUUGAUGAGGUUAUCGAUUCGAUCGAGACACAAAUCACCAUAGCGAGAGAUGGACUGGUCCCGGACUUGGCACAAGCGUCUUCCAUGGAGGGAAGGACCCAAGCAGCUUACCAGUUAUUAACUCGAAAACAGUCGCACUGGGAUAACCUAAAGAUUAUGUUUACUAGGUUUGCAAUUGCAAACGCCACCAUGAGUCGACAUCCUAGUGUGAAGUGGGCUCAGCAGCCUGAUACGCUUUACAUCACUAUUGAGUUGCCUGAUGCCCAGGAUGUAAAGCUUACACUGGAGCCUGAAGGAAAGUUUCUAUUCUCUGCUACAGCUGGAGCAGAAAAGACACCCUAUGUAGUUGAUCUUGAUCUCUAUGACAAGAUUGAUGUAAAUGAGAGUAGGUAUAGUGUUGGCUCGAGAAACAUCUUUCACCUAGUGAAAAAAGCUGAAAAUAAAUGGUGGAGCAGAUUGAUAAAACAAGAAGGAAAAGCUCCUGGGUUCUUGAAAGUUGAUUGGGAUAAUUGGGGAGAUGAGCAGGCGGGGAUCUAGAUAGAAGCCCGGGUGGGCAAAAAAAACCUAUAUAUUUUUUUUUGUCAAUGCUGUUUCCCCAAACUAUACUAUUGGCCAUAUUGAAAUAAGUAAUUCUAAUAAAUUUGAUUAUUGAAAAUGUGAUGAUA